Messenger RNA from Durio zibethinus, 642 nucleotides. Lineage: Eukaryota; Viridiplantae; Streptophyta; Magnoliopsida; Malvales; Malvaceae. The record is from RefSeq and is a predicted model, not a curated record.
UCAAUUUCCCUGACUCACUCCAUCUCCUUGUCGACUCAACUCGGCCAACCCGUCCAAAUCGUUGCCGCUCCUGGCCUAUCCGACUCGGAGUUCAGGGAGUUGAUUUGUUUGGAAAGCGCAUUGGCUUCCUCAAAUUCAAAGCUGAUAUUAUUGAGAAAGGAACAGGACAUAAGGUAUAGUAUUUGCAAGAGGACCCGCUGUAGCUGUGCUAAUUCUUUUGGAGUCAGAGUGAGACUUAUGCUGUUCUCACUAAACAGGGUCCCCACUGGGAGGCUUGUUCUGGAAUUGCCUGCUGGAAUGUUGGUUGAUGAUAAGAGUGCUAGUUCGUUGAGGAGGAGAUAGGUAUUCACUUGAACCUUGGAAGACAUGGUUGACCUCACAGCCUUCCUCGGAGCCAUCUAAUGGAUUCAAAGUUUUUCCUUCUCUGGGAGGGUGUGAUCAAGAAAUUGGCCUUUUUCUGUACAGAGGGCAUGUUGAUAAAAACAUUAUUACACGGCUGCAAGGAAAAGAAUCAGGUCUUCCCGAACAUGCUGAGCUGAUCAAGGUUCUGAGUUGUUCCUUAUGAGAAACUCUGGCUCAUGACACCUGACGUAAUGACUCUGAUGGCAGUAGCAAUCUAUGAAAUGGCCAAUAAGGAAGGAU